AUGCUGGAGUGGCGGAAUACAGACCGACAUGCACUGCGAAAGCUCAUCCAGUAUUACAGGCGAUUUGCGGAGCACUAUCGUCUCCCCCAGGUCACAACCUUUGGCCAAAAUGUUGUAAAGGCCACGUGGUCCGCGGAGAAGUCUUUGUGGGUAGUAGACCUGGAGGAUGUUCACUCCGGGAGUCGGGCACGUUGGACCUGCCGUGUCUUGAUCCAGGCGGCCGGCACCUACAAUCGCAAAUCCGUCCCGAAUUACCCUGGCAUGCAUUUGUUCAAGGGGGAGAUGUGGCAUGCUUCUGACUGGCCAGAGAACUACUAUUUCGCGGGGAAGAGUGUGGCAUAUGUAGGCACUGGACCAACAUCCGUCCAGGUCCUUCCUUACAUUCAAGCACAAGCGAAAGAGGUCAGCGUGUUCUGCAGAAGUAUGACAUACUGCCACCCAUUCACAAAUAUUAAGUACCCAGGUUGGGUAAAAUGGGCGUUCCGGUGGAUUCCCGGCCUACUUGCUCUGUAUUCCCUCAUUGUCGCGUCGCUCUUCGCCCCUUGGGCCUACUUUGCCUUUAGGCCCGAAACGUGGCUUGCAAGAUACACGGAGCAUUAUUGCCGCAGGGUUUUAGAGAAACAGGUUCCUGAUCCGGAUCUCCGGAAAAAGCUGAGCCCUACCGGUCGAUUCGGGUCAAAACGACCGCUGGUUUCCCUCUCCGGAUUCUUCGAUGUUCUCCAGAAAGAGAACGUUAAUGUGGUCAGCAAUCCAAUCAUGGCCGUGGACGAAGCUGGCAUCACCACAGAAACACCCAUGACAAAUGAUGCAGUCAUUCAGAUAGAUGACGCAGACAGCAGUGUUUCCAGCGUCUCCACAGAAAGACCGAAGGUUGGAGGCACACAUAUAAAGGCAGAUGUAAUCAUCUGGGGCACCGGAUUCCAGAUGCAGGGAUGGGGUGGAGCGGUGCCGACUUUAGGCCGUGAAGGUAAACUGCUCAGCGAACACUGGAAAGACUCCCCAAAGACGCUCUUUGGUACGUACACUCUCCAUCUACAUCCGUGGAGCCCGCGUUAA
Penicillium cosmopolitanum is the source of this 1056-nucleotide messenger RNA. RefSeq names its product flavin-containing monooxygenase. Lineage: Eukaryota; Fungi; Ascomycota; Eurotiomycetes; Eurotiales; Aspergillaceae. The record is from RefSeq and is a predicted model, not a curated record. Gene Ontology annotation, molecular function: flavin adenine dinucleotide binding; N,N-dimethylaniline monooxygenase activity; NADP binding. The coding region runs from base 1 to 1056 and encodes 351 amino acids. The transcript is spliced from 2 exons.